AAAAAGGUCCGAAUCUCCUUUUACUCCAAUUACAAGAUGUGACGUCGACUCGAAGUUGACUAAGUGACUUGUGACUUAUGGUCGAAUACAAAUACAUGAUGAACAAUGGCAAACCAUAUAUGAAGCUAGCGUCUGUCAUAGCAGUGACAGCUUGCAACUUGGAGUACAAAGGAUUAUCUUGCGUCUGCCAAAUCAUUGGUCAAACAAGUGCCCACUGAGUACAACAAAGGUACAUAAGGAAGCUUAUAUAUAGGCGCCGUGCGGCUUGCUGUGGUCUCCAUCACCUUAUCGUUUCCCCGCGCCCCAUCCCACUGUACAAUGCCCUUCAAUUUCGCAGACAUCACUAUAAAUGACCUUACAGGAAGGGUUAUCAAGACGGAGCAAAUCGCCAACGGACUCUGCGGAGAGGUAUGGAAGGGCACCUAUACAAUAGGAGGUCGACCAGUCAUUGUAGCUGUGAAGGUCAUGAGAUCGACGUUGUUUCUCAACAGUCAAACUGCAGAACAAACAAUGCGGAGGCUCCUGCGAGAAACAGGAGUAUGGAGUACAUGUAUUCAUCCUCACUUAGCCCCGUUUAUUGGUGUAUGUUAUGAGGUUACACGAGGAUAUCAAGUCCCCUGUUUGUUAUCUCCAUUCUAUAAGAACGGAACCAUCAUGCAGUACCUAAAACACAAUUCAAAUGCUGUGCGGAUGGACUUGCUUCGCCAAUUUAUUUCUGGAUUGGCUUAUUUACAUGGUCGUGCUAUUGUUCACGGGGACCUCAAACCUACAAAUAUUCUCAUCGACGACGCAGGCAAUGCGGUGUUAGCCGACUUCGGACACUCUCGAAUCCUUGGGGCUUCUGGGUUCACGACAAGCACAAUAACCAUAGCUGGCACGUUCCGCUACAUGGCGCCAGAGUUGAUGGUACCUGAAAAUCCAGAUAUAACACCAACACCAACGAUAGCAUCAGAUAUUUGGGCGGCAGGGAUGACGGGCCUGGAGAUUCUCUCCAGUAAGGUCCCGUAUGCGGAAUUCACGGAGAGCCAAUUAGUCGCAGCUAUGGUGGCUAAUAAAUUACCCAACAAGGCACACUACCCUCUCGUUCGACACGGUGCAUGGUCUGCGUUUGAACAUUGUUGGAAAAAGAACCCGAGUGAACGACCAGAUGUGCAGCGAUUGAGCAAUUACUUAGAUGAAAAAUAUGGGUCUGACUCGAGUCGGUCAGCCAGACCUACUAGAACUCGAGGUUGAACAGAUGUAGACAUAACUACUUUUUCCCUGCGUUUUGUUGUAUUUUCUGCACCUUAUACCACAUAAUAAAUUACUUGUUGGUGUUGGGGCGUCCCCCCUCUCUUA
Molecule: messenger RNA, 1338 nt
Organism: Suillus subalutaceus
Lineage: Eukaryota; Fungi; Basidiomycota; Agaricomycetes; Boletales; Suillaceae
Product: kinase-like domain-containing protein
Exons: 9
Coding region: 319-1233 (304 amino acids)
Biological process (GO): protein phosphorylation
Molecular function (GO): ATP binding; protein kinase activity
Source: RefSeq, a predicted model, not a curated record